AUGACGCUGUCGACGUCGAAUCGUUCGGGCAUUGACAUGGAGGUGUGGCUACCGAAGAAUUGGACCGGCCGAUUCCUCAGCACCGGGAAUGGUGGCCUUGGCGGCUGCAUCCAAUACGAGGACAUUGAGUAUGCCACAUCGCUUGGCUUUGCGGCAGUGGGCACCAACAAUGGUCAUAACGGUAUGACCGGACAAGCUUUCUUGAACAACCCAGAUGUUGUCCAAGAUUUCGCCUAUCGCGCGCUACAUACGGGAGUCCUUAUCGGGAAACAGGUCUCUAAUACCUUCUAUGGAUCCGAGUACACCAAGAGUUACUAUCUUGGCUGCUCAACUGGAGGGCGCCAAGGAUUUAAGGAAGCCCAGACGUUUCCUGACGAUUUUGAUGGGAUAGUCGCAGGCGCGCCAGCCUUUUCUUUCAACAACCUCACCUCAUGGAGUUGUGACUUUCUCAUUCGCACCGGGCCGCCUGGAUCAGAGACUUUCGUCCCUGUGGAUAUGUGGCAGACUAUACAUGCCGACAUCCUGAAACAAUGCGAUAGUCUAGACGGAUAUGUUGAUGGUAUCCUUGAGUCGCCUGAUCUCUGCGACUACAACCCAGGCGACCUUGUCUGUGCGGCUGGGCAGACGAGUAAUUGCUUGACCGAAGUACAAGCCGAUACCGUGGGCAAGAUAUUCUCUCCACUUCGUAUGCCAGAUGGCAAUCUCGUCUAUCCUCGCAUGCAGCCUGGUUCAGAAACAACGGAGGCCACAUUUACGUACUAUACUGGACAAGAGUUCGGUGCCGCUGAUUGGUUUCGCUAUGCGAUCUUUAACAAUCCCCAGUGGAACGCAUCGAUGCUGACUCCAGCCGACUUUCUGUUAUCCGAACGCCUAAACCUGUUCAAUAUCGAGACAUGGGACGGUGAUCUUUCAGCUUUCCAGGCUAGAGGUGGCAAGCUCUUGCAUUACCACGGACAGGCCGACGGCAUUAUUUCGAGCGAGAACUCGCCACGGUACUAUAACCAUGUGUUAGAUACGAUGGGAUUGACACCAACACAGGUAGACGAUUUCUACCGCUUCUUUCGUAUCUCCGGUAUGGGCCACUGUGGUGGUGGACCUGGUGCAUCAUUCAUUGGCAACCAGAAGCGCAACGCUGCAACCUUAGAUGCGUCAGGGAAUGUGCUGAUGGCAAUUGUCCGCUGGGUCGAAGACGGCAUUGCACCCGACACGAUCACUGGAACUGCCUACAUCAAUGGCAGCGAGGUGGCGGGUGUAGCAUACCAAAGGAAUCAUUGUCGUUGGCCUUAUCGCAACGUGCACAAGGGCUCUGGAGGGCCAGGAGCGGAGAACUGGGAAUGUGUGGUGUAA
Molecule: messenger RNA, 1347 nt
Organism: Phaeoacremonium minimum UCRPA7
Lineage: Eukaryota; Fungi; Ascomycota; Sordariomycetes; Togniniales; Togniniaceae
Product: putative feruloyl esterase b protein
Exons: 1
Coding region: 1-1347 (448 amino acids)
Source: RefSeq, a predicted model, not a curated record